UAUCGAUACCGCAAGCACGUUUCGCGUUUGUUUUGAUUCAAUAAAAUUCAGCUAACAUGGCAAAAACCAAGAAAAAUAUACGCGCCAAGGCCAAAGGAGCUGUGGGCGUGGCCAAGCAAAAGGCCCAGGAUGUGCAGGCGCAACUGAACAAGUCCGAGCGACUGCUGCACAAGACCCUCACGCCCAAGAAGACUACAACGAAGAAGGAAAAAUCUGCGCUCAAGCAUAAGAAGCUAUUGCAGCGCUUCGCCGACUCCCGGAAAGAGCGCAAAAAGGACCAGUCCGGCAAGAAGGGCGAAAAGAAAACCGUCGUUGGGGAUCUGAAGCCGCUGCGCGAUGCCCUGCCCUCGCUCUCGGAUCUCUACAAGCUGGUGAAGAGCAAGUCGAAGGAUGCACCCGAGCUGAAGGCGCUCACCGAGCCCGAGGCACAGCUAAGUGUCAAGCAGAAGAUCAAACAGAAGCGCGCUGACAUGGUGAAUCGUGUAAAGUCCUUUGAGAAGCUCGUCAAGGACAAGAACUUCAAACAGAAUCCACGCAGCGUGAUCGGAUCCCUAGUGCGCAACAAGUACCAAACAAUGGAGGAAGACGAAUAAUAGACUGGACCGGAAUACGGAGUGCCCACCGGAGUGCCUGAAAGUCCCAGAGGAAAGAAAUGCCUUGCACUUUGAUUUAUUUAUUAAUUAAGAAUUAUAAUUAAUGUAUAUGCAUUAGGUAUAGUUUUAUCAUUUAUUAUUAACGACAAUGCAUAUCAUAUAAAUAUUACACAUACGAAUGUAAGUUUGUAAGCAUUUAAACGUAGACGGUCAACAAAACGCGAUUAGAAUUAGACAAGAUUGAAUGUGUGUGUUGUGUUCUGUAGUGUAGUGUAGUCUGGGUUCCGUUCCACUCGCAUGGAGUACGUUACUUCGGGGCUAUGCUAGGUCUAGAGCUUACAUUACAUCAAAGAAUGGUUACUGCAUACGACACAUGCUCGUAAAUCUGUUUAGCUUGGUGUUUCUUUUUGUUUUAGUCUUCUUACAGUGCUACAUCUACUUUAUGGUUACUUGUUUUGUUAGCGGGUGUGUGCUGGCUGGCUCCUUUCUGUGAGAUCAUUAAACGCUAGUCAAAAACACACCAACAAUCAAUCCUAUUCGCAUUCUCUCCUCGCCUGCACAUACAAAAAUAACAGUUAUUCGUAUUGAAAGCGUCUUACCCAAAAAAGUGGCCUCCUCUUCAUGUUUACAAAAAUUUUGAAAGCAGUUUCUGGACAAAUAUUGAUAC
Drosophila obscura is the source of this 1260-nucleotide messenger RNA. Its product is annotated as protein FAM207A. The transcript has a single exon. NCBI's taxonomy places the organism in Eukaryota, Metazoa, Arthropoda, Insecta, Diptera, Drosophilidae. The record is from RefSeq and is a predicted model, not a curated record. The coding region runs from base 57 to 593 and encodes 178 amino acids. Gene Ontology annotation, biological process: maturation of SSU-rRNA from tricistronic rRNA transcript (SSU-rRNA, 5.8S rRNA, LSU-rRNA). Gene Ontology annotation, cellular component: 90S preribosome; preribosome, small subunit precursor; nucleolus.